AAAUUCAAGCCAUCAUUUGGAAUGUUGAUAUAAUGCAAUUUGACAAGUAUUUCAAACCAUUCCAAACAUACCUGGUGUCAGUUGCACAAGUAAAAGAACCGAAUCCUGCAUAUGUUAAUCCAUUCAACAAAUACAUUUGGACAAUUGACAGAAAUACUAUUGUUGAACCAAUUGAAAAAGUCAUUCCUCCAGAUAAUCCACUACCACCGCCAACACGAUUGGCUAUCACCCCUUUUAAGGCUAUUGAGCAUCAAAUGAAAGAUUUUGAAUUUGAUGUCCUUGGACUACUUAUUAAUGCUGGACUUGCAAGUAACGCAUCAAAUGGGAAGAAAUUUCAGGAAUUCAUCAUUAUGGAUACUCAAAAAAGGCCUAAAAAGCUAACACUUUGGGAGGACUCUGUCGAACAUUAUGGAAAUGAACUUUCAGAGAAAGUGAAACACUAUCCCGUCUUUCUGGCUAGAAGAGUGGUAAAAUCAUCAUCAGGUAAAAUACAUGAAGAAUUAUGGUUUUUUUUUUCCCUAAACACUUAACAAUUAACCAAAAAUAAAUAUCCAUAUCCAUGCAGAGAUAUGGAGCAGA
This is a messenger RNA of Lycium barbarum (goji berry), 579 nucleotides long. RefSeq lists its product as uncharacterized. The record is from RefSeq and is a predicted model, not a curated record. The coding region runs from base 33 to 530 and encodes 165 amino acids. The transcript has 3 exons. NCBI's taxonomy places the organism in Eukaryota, Viridiplantae, Streptophyta, Magnoliopsida, Solanales, Solanaceae.